CCAAAAACCUCCGGAAUUUUUGUAAUGUGGUUGUUUAAGCCGGACAUUUCUAAAGCGUCGGACAACAACUAAAUGCCAACUAUCCUUGUGCGAUGUCUCAAUUCAACUGUAACUAACACGAUAAAAGGAUUUUACUGGUGAACAUGUGGGUUGCCAGGCGACUUUUAUCAUCUGUUGCACAUAAUCGUCAGUAUGCUGCUCACCCAGGCGUGUUCCGCCGCCCUCAGCUGCGCACCUUUCCCGACAUGGAGCUGGGCUACCUCCAGUGCACGUGCUGCUGGAGAAGCAGAAUCCCGGUCGCCGGAAUCGAGAGCCUGAACUCCAGCAUCUCUGCGCCCUGCGAAGAGGACGUCACCGAUGACCGUGCCGCUCCCCUCGACGCGUGCUACACCUCAGAGCAGCGCCACGCCAUCCUGAGUCUCCUCAACAACGCCUCGGUCACCGAGCUGGCGUGCGUCAAGCUCCUCCGGGGGCGUAAAUCCGUCAACAUCGUGGACUACCGGAGCAAACACGGACCCUUUAAGACACUGGAGAGCGUGGUGAACGUGCCGCUGCUCAAGCACAAGAGCGCCGUCGUGGUGUUCGAGUCCAUCCUCAACCCGGUGAAGAAGGAGAAGAAAGUGCGCAUCCAGUUGGCCAAGUUCAUCAGGCCCGAGGUGGACAAGUCCUGGCUGGAGGACGCCAAUUCCAUCGUUUCGCUGGUGUGCGGCACGAACCGGAUAGCAUGGGCACACGUGGGCAGAGGGAUGACCGUCAUGGACUGGCAGCACUUGGACUGUCCAAACUUCAUGAAGGGCACCUACAUGGCGUCCGCCUACUUAAAUGAUGUGUCAGCAGUGGUGUCCCUCCUACCUUCGGCUGACUUCUACAUCAUUGAGAAGCCGUCCAUCUCGGUCCAGAACACAGCUCUGUUCCCGAUCAUGGCGCACAUGAGGACGGUGGAGGCCAUGUUGUUUGCGCUCCUGGAGCCCCGAAACUUCCCGCAGAACACCAACAUUCCUCCCAGGGUCCUGAACAUGAUGCGGACCGCCGUGGGACGCCAUUUCGGGCUCAUGGUGGGCGAGUCGCGGACCAGCGGGGCGGAGACGGUCCAACGGCUGAUGACCGAGUCGGUGACAAAGAAGAUGCCGCGGAUAAACUUCCCGCCCGAGCUGGUGGUCAAGUACAGGAACUGGUUUCAGAUGAGCGUCAAAAGAGGCGGGGGAGAGGAGCUCUGUGACGCUCUGCUGCAGGCUGUGGCUUUUUACGAGCUCCUCACAGAAUCCUCCGCUUAGCCGCUGAUCCGCCAACACACGCAAAAACCUGCAGACUUUGGAACUGUUUUUUCACCCGCUGCUCAACCUGAAACAUACAAACCAACACCAAUUAGCAUUUUUUUCCCCCCAUUUUUAUCCUUUGACAUACAGACGAAACCAUGCAGAAACUGUUAUUUAUAUACGAUAUGCUUUUGGUGGUUGUUUUUGGCCUUUUCAGAACAAAGUAAGAUCUUAUUUAUUUUUCUGAUAAAGCGUUGUUGAGGGCUGUAUGUAGUAAAUUGCAUUUUUGGUUGCACACAUUUGAUUCAAAGGUGACAUAUGAAAACGGCCAUUUUUUUUCUACUGUGUAAUAUUUGGGUCUGUGUACUGGCUGGCUACCGGCCAAGUGUGAAGGUCCACAAAAUACUUUAUCGAACACUUGAACUGAUCCAACCCAGGAACCUUUUAUUAUUGUCUUUGUUGUGC
Messenger RNA from Syngnathoides biaculeatus (alligator pipefish), 1721 nucleotides. RefSeq names its product transcription elongation factor, mitochondrial (gene tefm). Lineage: Eukaryota; Metazoa; Chordata; Actinopteri; Syngnathiformes; Syngnathidae. Bases 144 to 1274 code for a protein of 376 amino acids. Gene Ontology annotation, biological process: transcription elongation by mitochondrial RNA polymerase; mitochondrial transcription. The transcript is spliced from 5 exons. The record is from RefSeq and is a predicted model, not a curated record. Gene Ontology annotation, cellular component: mitochondrial nucleoid. Gene Ontology annotation, molecular function: DNA polymerase processivity factor activity; nucleic acid binding.